AUGAUGAUGCAAAAUAUUUUAGGAACUGAAGUAAAUGAGUUUGUUACUAAUAGGCAAAAUUCAAAGAUUUAAUUUCUUCAGGCUGAAAAUGCUUAACUAUAAGAAGAUAUUAAAGAUUUAGAAUAGGCUCUCAAGUUAAACAAAGAAGCUUUGAAAUUGGCUUAUGAGCAAUAGCGUAAAUAAUACUCAAUAAAUAACUCUAAUUCCACAACACUUGGAUAAAGUAAUACUGUAGAUUAAGAAAACACCAAUAAGCUAUUUGACAAACUAUAUUAAGAAAAUAAAUAAUUAUUUUAGUCUCUGCAGCGUGUUACAAGAGAAAGGAAUUAAGCUUAGUCAAAAGUAUUAAUCUAAGAAUAAGUCAAUGAAGAGGCCGUAUCGUUUUAAAAAGAUGUUAUUUAGGAAUUAGAAGAAAAGAUUUUAGAGUUAAGGAGAAUAAUUCAUGAUAAGGAGUAUGCUAUACAAGAGUUAGAAAAGAUGAAGCCUCAAUAAGAAAGAGACGUAGCAAUAAAGAUAAGAGAAAUAAUAACACCUAAUGAGUAAUCAAUAAAAUUGCAUAAUGAAAUUGAAAAUCAUAAGCUUCUGAUCAAAAAGCUGAGUUUUGAUAACUAAAAACUAAAAGAAAGGAAUGAAAAGCUAAAACAAUUUAAUAGAGUUAUUAAAAGAGAUGUGAUAAAAAUCAAAGUUGCUCUUAAGAACCAAAUUAAUUUUCACAAAAUGAAAGAGUUUAUACAUAACGAUAAGCUUGAACAUGGAGACGAAGAUUUGCUUAUUAAUAAGGAAUUCAUCAAAGAGUUUUAUGAAGAAAAAGAAGAAUGGAAUGAAUAGCAUAAUCAAAACAUGUACAAUAAAAACUUCUACUAAAAUCCCAACAUCAAAUCUAAAGCUCAACUUAUCGAUGACAUACAAAAACUCUAAAUGACAGUCAGAAAUUUUAAAAUACUAUUUCAUCGCGAAUUGUAAAAUAACUAAAUUCUUCUAAAGCAAAUUGAUCAAUUGCAAUAAUUUAAUGCUUAAGCAUGCGAGACAAAUUAGACUCUGAUUGAAAGUCAAAAACCUUAUUUGGAUAAAGUGGAUAAAUUGAAGUAGGAAAUAGAUUAUUAUAAGCAGUAUUAUUAAAAAUACAUGGACCUUAUUAGAAAUAGGAGAAAAAAUAACUCUUCUGCAUCUUUAGAUAAACCCCUUACUCAGCCUCCUCAAUAAUAAAUCAAUAGACAUGGCCACUCUCCAAGUAUGCCUAUGAAUUGCCUUCCAAUUGUAAGCUCUCCAAGAAAUAUAAUUACAGAAGCACUUGAACAUGAAGAAAUAACUGCAAGACCAGGAGAAAAAUCAGAUAGAAGAGAUGUUUUAUCUCAAUCAAAUAAUUAUUUAUAGCCUCUGGUUUCCCCCUCAUACGCCUAGUAAUAACAGCAGAGAGUAUUACUCUUUAUGCAAACUUAAAAAAAUCCAAGUGCCUAAGAUUAAAACUCAAAUAAUAACAAUAAUAUUUCAAAUAAUAUGCAGUAACCUGAUUAUGAUUUGGGUUAUGCUUAUCCAUCAACAGCUCGUCCAUUUACUUAUAACAAUAAUAAUAUUAGUAACAGUAAUAAUUUGGUAUCGUGCAAUAAUAUUAAUAACAAUAACAACAAUAUUUUGCAAGACUUGUAUGAUAAUGAGUCUAAAAACGACCUUGAUGAUGAUAACAAUGAUUAGAUGAAUCUUAAGUAGUGCAAAAAUUAUCUUCUUAACUUAGCUAAAGAUUUUUACGAAAACAGCAACAUCAAAUAGAAUCAAAAACAAAUAGGAAUAACUAAAUAUGUUAAAGAUAAACUUCAAGGAGGUUAAACCUAUAAAGUCGGAGCUCAUAACUUAACAAGGGCAAAGAGAAGCUUAAGUGACCCACUAGACUACAUAUUUUAGGAAGAUCCAAACACUAAAAAGCUAAAAGAGUAAGAAGAAAAAAAGAUGGAAGAAGAGAGAAGAAGAAAUAAUGACCCAAAUAGACUUUUUUCUGUAGAUAUGUCUAUGAUAAGUGGAGUUAAUAAUUAGAAGUUCUUUAAAAGUAAUAUCGGUAAAAAAUCUCAAAUUGUAAUUGAUGCAAACGCGUCAUUUAUUUCUGAAGGGGAUGUCAAUUUUUGA
Messenger RNA from Tetrahymena thermophila SB210, 2118 nucleotides. RefSeq lists its product as hypothetical. Lineage: Eukaryota; Ciliophora; Oligohymenophorea; Hymenostomatida; Tetrahymenidae. The transcript has 8 exons. The record is from RefSeq and is a predicted model, not a curated record.